CUAGUUUAUAAUUUAUAGACGUAUCUGACCUCUAUUGACCUCAAUACACCAAGAUUUUACAAUGAAAAUUCUACUGUGACACAGUACUGCAAAGGUUUAAUAGUGCACGAGGCCCUUGUCUGUGCAUUAUUUGGAGAGAGAGAGAGAGAGAGAGGAGGGGCGAGCAUGCAAGGCGAGUUAUGUGCACGCGAAGCUUCUUGCACAUGACAAAGGUAGAUAUACUGUAUCUUUGUUAAAAUAUUUGUUUUGUAGUGAAACAGCAGUAUUAUGAAUGCCAGCAUGUAAAGAAGAAGAAAAAGAAAAGGACAAGAGGAACCACUGUGAUCUGGAGGGGAAGUGUGAAUUAUUUUUGGUCCUAAAGAGCAAAGAGGGAAGAGGAAAUAGAAGGAUCUUCAGUUGUCCGAGUUACUGAUUCACUUUUUUAAGAAAUUCAGCCAGGCCACAUCUCAGGAAUGGAAAAAAGUGAAAUCAACACGUCCACAGAGACUCCAUAUGAAUUAUUCUAUGAGUCGAUUUAUUCGUAUUAUGAUGCAUUUCCAUGUGUCAGUGGAUAUGAGGCUGGACAUAAACACAUUGCAGUUUCCAUAAUCCUCAGCGCAGUGAUCCUGAUCAGUCUCAUUGGGAACCUCCUGGUGGUUGUGAUCAGUGUAUUCUACAUGAAUCUUAAAUCGCUGACCAACAUCUUCAUACUCAACUUGGCUCUGUCAGAUUUGCUUUUUACUGCCGGACUGCCUUUCUGGGUGAGUGAAUAUGCAUGGGGUGCGACUUUUGGAGAUGCAGGGUGUAAAGUUGUCAUCUUUCUUUUAGCUACUGGAUUUUACAGCAGUGUCAUGUUCUUGGUGUUGAUGAGUUUUCAGCGCUACAUGGCCGUCCUGCACCCUCUUUUAGGUUGGAUAAAAGGACAUGGCUUCACACUCGUUCCUAUCAUCGCAUGGGUAGUGAGCGUCUCUGCAGCAUUGCCAGCUACAGUGCACAGCACAGCAAUGUCUGACCCGGAAGGCCUUGUUUUUUACUGUAUGUACAGCAGCCUAACUGCGUUUGUUGCCAUUUCAUAUGAAGAGAUCAUCACUUUUGUUUGCAUCUUAUUGCUCAUGGCUUUUUGCUACAUCAGGAUUUUGCAAACCAUCUUCAAGUCGCCAACAAACCAGAACUGCAAACACUCCCGAGUUACUGGACUUUCUUUCUUUCUGGUGGUUACAUUCUUUAUUUUUUGGGCUCCUUCUAACAUAGUGAACUUUCUUCAGCUCUUGUAUUACCACAAUAUCAUGUUUAUCACACAUUGUGAAAUCUUGCGCCUCGAAUAUGCCAGUUAUAUCUGUCAACCUGUUGCGAUCACCCGAUGCUGCCUCAAUCCAGUGAUCUAUCUGAUAUUUGGUGUAAAGUUCCGGAAGACAGUGCGAGAGGUUUUUCAAAGGCGAACUGCUUUAAACGCUGCACAAAUGAGGAUGGUCGAAUGUCAUUCUGACAGUUUCUAAUAAUUUGAAUUAUUAAGUCACAGAGCUAGACGUAAAUCAAACAGGUGUGUAUCUAUAUCGUUUUUCCCUCUUCAGAUGUGAGAAAAGUAUCUGCUUAACAACAGAGAACUGCUUUCACGUCCACGUCCAGACCACAGAGUUCUUCUGAAAGUUUUUUCAAACCUGCUAGUAGACUAUAACAAAAUCAA
Molecule: messenger RNA, 1663 nt
Organism: Hemibagrus wyckioides
Lineage: Eukaryota; Metazoa; Chordata; Actinopteri; Siluriformes; Bagridae
Product: chemokine XC receptor 1-like
Exons: 2
Coding region: 453-1475 (340 amino acids)
Biological process (GO): immune response; G protein-coupled receptor signaling pathway; chemotaxis
Cellular component (GO): membrane
Molecular function (GO): chemokine receptor activity
Source: RefSeq, a predicted model, not a curated record